Molecule: messenger RNA, 2677 nt
Organism: Nothoprocta perdicaria
Lineage: Eukaryota; Metazoa; Chordata; Aves; Tinamiformes; Tinamidae
Gene: ITGA5
Product: integrin subunit alpha 5
Exons: 25
Biological process (GO): cell-matrix adhesion; cell-cell adhesion; integrin-mediated signaling pathway
Cellular component (GO): integrin complex; external side of plasma membrane
Molecular function (GO): integrin binding
Source: RefSeq, a predicted model, not a curated record
CCCCCCAGCUUCAGCAUCCUGGUGGGGGCCCCCAAGGCCAACACGAGCCAGGCCGAUGUCACCCAGGGUGGCGCCGUCUACUACUGCCCCUGGCACCCGCAGCCCGGCGCCUGCAGCCCCAUCGAGUUCGACCACCUCGGCACCCGCAGCCACGACCUCGGUGGCAACGGCAGCGACGCCGUCGAGUUCAAGUCCCUGCAGUGGUUCGGGGCCACCGUGCGGGCGCACAACGACUCCAUCCUGGCGUGCGCGCCCCUGUACAGCUGGCGCACGGUGAAGGAGGAGCCCGGCCGGGACCCCGUGGGCUCCUGUUUCCUCUCCGUGGGCAACUUCUCCAAGUUCGUGGAGUACGCGCCCUGCCGCUCCGGUACGCGGGGACACCCAGGGGGGACGGGGGGACACGGGGGACAGGGAGGACACACGGGUCGGGUGCUGCUGGGGGGCCCGGGCAGCUACUUCUGGCAAGGCCAGGUGAUCUCGGCGACGCAGGAGCAGAUCGAGGCCGCCGAGCACCCCGAGUACCUGAUCCAGGAGGUGCCCGGGCAGCUGCAGACCCGCCAGGCGGCCGCCAGCUACGACGACAGCUACAUGGGCUACUCGGUGGCCGUGGGCGAGUUCAGCGGGGACGAGGUCCAAGACUUCGUGGCCGGCGUCCCCAAGGGCAACCUCACCUACGGAUACGUCACCAUCCUCAACGGCACCAACAUGAGGCCCCUCUACAACUUCUCGGGGGAGCAGAUGGCCUCCUACUUCGGCUACGCGGUGGCCGCCACCGACGUCAACAACGACGGGCUGGACGACGUGCUGGUGGGCGCGCCGCUGCUCAUGGAGCGGGCGGACGGGCGGCUGCAGGAGCGCGGGCGGCUCUACGUGUUCCUGCAGCCCCCCCCCGGCGCCCCCCGCCCGCCGCCCCCCGCCCAGGCCCUGCGCGGCGCCCAGGAGUUCGGGCGCUUCGGCAGCGCCAUCGCCCCCCUGGGCGACCUCGACCAGGACGGCUACAACGACGUGGCCGUGGGGGCACCCCUGGGUGCCGAGGGGCUGCGGGGGCUGGUGUUCGUGUACAACGGGGCGCCGGGGGGGCUGCGCCCCGAGCCCUCCCAGGUGCUGCGGGGCCACUGGGCGCCCGGCCGCGCGCCCGACUUCUUCGGCGCCGCCCUGCGCGGCGCCCGCGACCUGGACGGCAACGGCUACCCGGACCUGCUCGUGGGCGCCUUUGGCGUGGACACGGCCGUGGUGUACAGGGGCCGCCCCAUCGUCUCGGCCAGCGCCUCGCUCAGCCUCGUGCCCGCCAUGUUCAACCCCGAGGAGCGCAGCUGCGCCCUCGAUGACACCGGUGUCCUUGUCCCUUGCAUCAACCUGAGCUUCUGCCUCAACGCCUCGGGGAGACACCUGCCCAGCUCCAUCGGCUUCGCCGUGGAGCUCAGCCUGGACGGGCUGAAGGGCAAGGGCGCGGUGAAGCGGGCGCUGUUCGUGAGCGGGCGCCGCCCGGCGCUGGCGCUGGCCCUCGACGUCCCCAACGGCGCCGGCGCCCGCUGCCGCGACCUGCGCGUCUACCUGCGGAACGAGACGGAGUUCCGGGACAAGCUGUCACCCAUCGUGGUGGCCCUGAGCUUCGGGCUGGACCCGCUGGCACCCGCCGACCGGCACGGCCUGCGCCCCGUCCUGGACUACCGGGCGCGCACCCGCAUCGAGCAGAAGGCUCACAUCCAGCUGGACUGCGGCGAGGACAACGUCUGCGUGCCCGACCUGCAGCUGGACGCGUUCGGGGGGGUGCCUGGGGAUGUGGGUGCCGGGGGGGGCACCCGGGGGUGCCGUGGGCACCCAUGGGUGACGUGCCGGGCGCCGCAGAACUUCUCGCAGCUGAGCUGCGAGCUGGAGCGGGCCAACGGCUCCAGCGCCCUCGUCUGCGACCUGGGCAACCCCAUGAAGGCGGGCGCCAGCAUCUGGGGGGGGCUGCGCUUCACCCUGCCCCACGUCAGCGACAGCAGCAAGAGCGUCCGCUUCGAGCUGCAGAUCCGCAGCUCCAACGCCAACGGCUCGCGCAGCGCCCCGGUGGCCCUGGCGCUGGCCGUGCGCGCGGCCGCCCGCCUGUCCUCGCACGGGGUGUCCCGGCCCGAGGUCGUCACCCUGCCCGGCGCGGGGGGCGCCCGGCAGGAGCAGGACGUGGGGCCCGAGGUGGAGCACGUCUACGAGGUGGUGAACGAGGGCCCCAGCACCAUCAGCCAGGGCACCCUGGAGCUGCGCUGUCCCCUGAGCCACCGCGGGCGGCCCCUGCUCCUGGUCACCGGCCACUCGGGACCCCCCAACUGCACCGCCAGCCCCCCCGUGGGCACCCUGCCCCCCUGGUCGUGCGCCGAGGGCGGCUGCUUCCGCCUGCGCUGCCCGCUGGGCACGCUGGCCAGGCAGCAGCGGGCCACCCUGCGGCUGCGCUUCCGCGUGUGGGCGGCCUCCUUCCCGCACGUGUCCACGGGGCUGCAGUGGGCGGGCGCGGGCGGCAGCCCCGCGGUGCCCGUGUGGAUCGUGGUGCUGGCGGCGCUGCUGGGGCUGCUGCUGCUCGCGCUGCUCAGCUACGGCCUCUACAAGUUGGGCUUCUUCAAGCGCUCGCUGCCCUACGGCACCGCCAUGGAGACGGCGCAGCUGAAACCGCAGGCGGCCUCCGAGGCCUAGGGGACACGGG